AUGGUUAAUGCGAAAGAACCGACUACUGAAAGUGCAUUAUCUUCAGAGACGGAAGAAGACGAACGACUGAUUGGUUUCUUGAAUAAAAUGGAACAUGAAUCAUCUAUAAUACCUCUGAAAAAUACUGUAAUAACUCAAAAAUACGAAGAAAUAGAGACACAUACUGAAGCUACAGUUAAUACAGAGUCGGGCGUUUGGCAAGAAUUCACGUGGCCUCGUGACCGAUUUAAACCAACAGAAAUUGAGGAAACCUAUGAAAAAGUUGCUGAAAUUGGCGAAGCAGAGCCUAAUCAGUUGCUUGAAAUUGCAACCAAAGCUAUCCAAGAAGCGGAAGAAGUAUUGCAAAACGUAGAGCAUGUAGAUAUAAAUAAGGAAGUUAAUUUUCAAAAUGAGUUAAGUGGUUUAGAGUACGAAAAAGUUAAUAAAAUUCUAACUGAUGCAACUCCAAGUGAAAUAGUGUACACUAAUGAAGAAGUAUACUCUGAGAUAAUAACUGAAUUUGGAGCAGAUAGAUUUUCCGAGCAAACUGUUGUACAAAGUAUGAAUGAACCAUCAGAAAUUCAGAUGGUACCAAAUGUUGAAGAAAUAUCACCUGAAAGUGCUAAGACUAAAAAUUAUCCACAAGAGUUUACUGAAGAAAUUUCUCCCCAAACUAUUGCAAUUAAAAACUAUCCCGAAGAAUCUCCUACAGAAAAGCUUCCCGAAAUUGUUCAAGCAAACUAUCCAUCUCCUGAGACUAUACAAACUCAGAACUAUCUACAAGAGUCAACUGAAAAAAUAUUUCCUCAAACAGUUACUAUUCAACAAUAUUCCAAUGAACCUUCUGGAAACAUAUUUACCGAAACUGCAAGAACUCAAAACUAUACAAAAGAAACCGAGAUUCAUCAAACAAAUGAAAAAUUUGGAUUUCAAUGGUCACAUGAAAGAUUCAAACCACCACCUCCAGUUCAAGAUAAAUUAGCCCAAAAUGCAACAAAAGUACUCAAAGAAGUGCAAAUUGCCCUAAAAGAAGUGGAAUCUAAAAGACCUGAGUCUCCUCAUGUGAAGCAACUAGAAAAUGUGUUGGACGCUUUAGAAAAGUUUGAAGAGAUAAACAGGGACAGUUACAAAGAAGCUGUCCAAAAUCAGUCGGAAACCAUCAACAAAGAGGUUGACAAUAUGAUGACAAAAAUUCGAGAAUUAUCAACCGAAAAUAUGUUAUUUUCAGAAACCAUCGAACCAAAAGAAACCAGGUUGCAAGAGAACGAAAAAAUCUCGAAAGCACCGAAGGCUCCAACACCGGCGCAGACUAGUCAUCAAGAAACGCCAUCACUGAAUGAAGAAAUUACCACCCCUCACCAUCUCAAUGAAUAUGCUCAAAACAGUCAAACGGGCAUUUGGAAAAAGUUUACUUGGCCUUUUCACAAAAAGGAGAACAAUUUGGAACAGCAAAAUCUUGAGGUAACGGAAAACGUAACUGGAACAGUUUCUACAGCGAAAGGAGAUGCAAUGCAAGAACUUGAAGGUGUCCUAAAUGCAUUAAAAAAUUACGAAGAACAGACGAGUACAGAUCUUGGAAAAAUGAGUUCUUUGAGUGAAAAUUUAUUAGAAAUUUUUUUUAACGAUGUUACUCUUGCUGUAACAAAAAUUCAAGAAAUGACUCCAAACUUUAAAACUAUUGGAGAGGAAGUAAUCGAAAACGGAACUAAAGCAGUGGACUAUCAAGAAGAUUAUAGGCAAAUGUCCCAAGAAGAUUAUGGCUGGAUAACACAAAAUAAACCUUCAAUGUCUUCUGUUACGCUACCAACUGUAACGAGAAGUGAACUGUAUAGUUAUACUCCUAAAGAACACAAAAUUGCCCCAGAGAAGUAUCCAAAAAACGAUGGGAUGCUCCCUUUUGAAGUGCCAAAAGUGGAAGAAAGCGAAAAGUACACAUAUGCUUUUGAAGAACAAACAAAUGCACAAGAAGAAUAUUCUGGAAAUAAGGAAUAUUAUGUUACGGAGAGUAGUAACCCAAAAGAUUCCAUUAUUGAAGAAAUCGACAAAUUAAUUAAAACAGUUUCGGAAGAAAUGCUCAUUAAUGGAUUGCCAAAUACGGAAGAAAGGCAUAAGAAAAUUGAAGAAGAAGAAAAAUUAUCAACUCAUCAUCAUGGUACAGCAUUCACACCUACAAGACAGAAAGAAACCACAAAAAUGCAAAACAAACAAGUGUUCCAACACAUGAUGAAACUCCCAUUUGAAAUCCUCGUAACCGAAGAAAAUCUAGAAGAAAUGAAAACAACCCAGAAAGUAACCGUUUUGGCGGGAGGAAAAUUAGUGUCUAAAGUGUACAAAAAAACGAAACUUCCAACUACUAAUGGACCUCAGCAAUUGGAAAAUAUUAACAUAACAUCAAAGAAAAUGGAUAAAAUAGAUGAAGAAAAAAACACGGAAGAAGAAACAAUUGCUACUGGCACUGAAGCUGCUGGAAGUGCAAAUGUAGAACACACUGAAGCUUUAGAAGGUAAAGAAGAACUGACGGAAAAAAAAACAGCUGCUACAAGCACUGAAGCUAGUGAAAGUGAUAAUGCAAAACAAACUCAAGCUCCAAAAGGUGAAGAAGAAAAAAAAGAGAAAGAAACGGUGAAGAAGACAAAACGGAAAAAAAGACGGCAGCAACUGGCACUGAAACUGGAGAAGACUGAAGCUGGUGAAGGUACUAAUAUAAAACAAACUGAAGCUGGAACAGCUGAAGAAGAAAAGACGGAAGAAGUAACGGCUGCUACUGGCACUGAAGCUGAAGGAAGUGCUAAUGUAGAACAAACUGAAGCUGCAAAGAGUAAAGAGGAAACAAGAGCUACUGGAACUGAAGCUGGUGGAGAUGCUAAUGUAGAACAAACUGAAGCUGCGACAGGGGAAGAAGAAAAGACCGAAGAAGGAGUAUCCGCUACUGGCCUUGAAGUUGGUGAAAAUGCUAACCUUGAACAAAAUGAAGUAAUGGCAUCUGAAGCAGACACUGAAGAACAUUUUGCAACUACUAGUUCUGAACUUGCUGAAAAACAACUUCAUACCGCCACAAUACACGAAAACAAUGUGUUAUUAGAAAAGAGAAAAACUGAAAACAGGCUUGAAACAACUACAGUGCAUAAACGUAUAGAGCAACUACAUACUACCGAAAAUAAUAAAAUACCACAUGAAGAAUUUGAUCAAAAUGAAAUGGAGCAUUUUACGUCAAAAUGUUCUACCUUAUGUGAAAUUUGUGAUGAGAAAAUUUCUGAAAGUUAUAAACCCAAACAUCUUAAAACAACAAAAUAUUUUGAAAAAACCUCAGUUGAAGGAGAGGUAUUAACUACAGUAUUUUCUACUCAAGGAAAUGUAAACCCUACGCAAUAUUCUGAAAAUAAGAAGAGUUCCUUCUUAGAAAUAAAAAAUCUGAAAUCGACAAAAACUACACCAAUUGCAACGAAUUUUUUUGAUAGCGUUGUAACUGGAUCUUCUGAAGAAACUAUUAUAGACAAUAUAGCACUAAAUCAGAGAACAUUAGAGCCGGUUUUGAUAACAGCAACGACACGUAUAGGUACUGAAGAAGUUCUCAUAGAAACUGAAACAACUGUUCAAGAAAAAAUUACUAAUACCAACAUAUUGACCACUUUUAAAAACAUGGAAAAUGAAGAAUUGGAGGGGAAAGUUACUGAAGAAAUAAAAUAUGAUACAACUUCAAACGAAACAGCCAAGGAAUUCGAAAUGUUACAGCACAUUACAGAAUUUCCUUCAAGUUUACAUAAAACUAAAAUUGUAGAAACAUCACCAAAAUUAUUUUCUACAAGUGUUUCCGAGCCGGAAGCAAUUAAGAAACUAACUCAAGAAGUAGAAACGACGCCUAAUUUAAGUUUUUCGAAAAAAGAACUACUCGAAAUGGAACAAAUCACUGAAAAAACAAUUAAAAUAUCUCCUGCAACAAAAAGUUCUAAAGGACUCAAUGUGACAAAAGCUCUGACAUUCAGUACCACUUUCAUGCUCUUGCUGUCUUCUGUUUAUGCCAACCAUACAACUCCCACCAGUACAAUCAACCUAAAAGAAACAACAGUGCCAUCAGUUUACGUCGACUUACCCGUUUUCUUACCCAACGGUACUUCCACAGAAGCACCACCAGAACAUUUCGUGCAAAUCCUAAACAACAAUGUAACAGAAACUUUAAUAUUGUUUAUACAUGGAUCAAAUGAUGAAUCUAUGAAAAAGUUAAACGGAUCUAAAUGGAUACGGCGUUUGGACCAUACUGAAAACAUGGAAGAAACCAAAAAGGUACCAACAUCAGAAAAAGCAACAGAAACCCAAGAAACAGUUCCACUAAGGCAAAUUCAGUUACCAAAAUACGUUUCUUUGGACGAAUGCAAGAAAAUUGAUUUUGAGAAAAACGAUAAAUGUUUUUGCUCUAUCGAUAGUCUACUGACGAAUUUGAAACAAAAAGGUGGUUCGGAACAUAUCGGGUGUCAAAAUUUCCUAAAAGUUGAUAAUGGUGUAGUAAUAGGAAAUGAUUCCGUUCCUCACGUUAGGAAAAAAAGAAGUUACUGGUUUGGUAAAUACGACCUACCGAUCAAGAGAGAAGUUAUUGAUUAUAGUAAAGGAUUUUUCGAUGAGGAAUUUAAGAUUCACAACACCAUAACACAAAUUUACGCAUUGACGGAUACUAAGGUUGUUAUACCUUGUGUAACUAAAAAUGAAGUAGUUGAACACGACCGAUAUAUGAAAUAUACUUGGACUUUUGAUGAUGAUUUACCAAUUACUGAUAACCAGAUUCAGGAGAAUGAAGGAAAUUUAGUUCUAGAAGAUGUUUUGCCAAAAGACAGUGGUAAUUACACUUGCACAGUAAAAUCACGCUUAAAUGAAAAAAAUAACGUGGAAGAAAAGUACCAUCAUGGGUUGGUUGUAGUUUCAACGCCCAUUUAUAAAGUCACAACUAGUAUCAUGUAUGACUUGAAAGAACCAUGCGAAUUGAGUGAUGGUGAUGUAAUUUCACUUUAUUUACCCAACAUCCUCAACGGGUUACUUUGUGGAUACCAUGAAAAAAUGUGCAAGGUUGAAGUGAGACGUCCUAUAUGUGUCAAUCGAGAAGAAGAAAAACUACUCAAUGUUACAUUCACUGUCACCAUGAUGACUCUUAAAGAAAUCGUCCCAUCAAUAAAUGCCAACUCUUGUAAUCUCAAUUGUCAAAUUGAAAUGUACUCAAAACUUGCUGCAAUUCUUGUAAAAAAUAUCGAGACAUUUGUUAAACUUCCAGUUUUUUCCAAACUGUCUCUGAAGGAGCAGGACUUCAGUCCUAAAAAAAUUGCUUCCUUGAAACACAAAGAAAAAGGUCGAUGGUCAAAACCUCCAGUUUUGAUCGUGACAUGUCCUUCCGGUUUCGGAGUCGAGAAAAAAGAACCAAGGAUUUGUGUGGUAUGUCCUAAAAACACCUACAAUGUGGGCUUAGAAUCGUACUGCAAAAUGUGCCCACCUGGGCAGUACCAACCCGUUGCUGGGUCAAAAUCGUGUAUAGCUUGUUCCUCUCCUUUAGAAAAUAAGGCUUGUCUGCGAGUCUUGUAUGCGAAUAGUGAAUACUUUAAGAUAUAUGUAGGAGCAGCGUUUGGACUCGUAGUUUUCAUUUUGGUUUUGAUUUGUUACUGUACGAGAAAUAGUACUCCGGAAUCGAUGACUGAGGGGAGAAGGCACGAUUAUGUUUAUGCCAUGUUAAGGAAAGGAGCAGAUGUUGAAAAGGGGGUGAAUGAGCCUCUGCUAAAGAAAGAUACGAGAACUAUGCGUGGUGUGCCGCCACAAAUACCGCCGCCUGAUUUUUAGGUUAUAGAUAUUCUUUAGUUAUUAUUUUUAAGAUUUGUCAAUAAAUCAUCAUUUUACACGAAA
Molecule: messenger RNA, 5856 nt
Organism: Tribolium madens (black flour beetle)
Lineage: Eukaryota; Metazoa; Arthropoda; Insecta; Coleoptera; Tenebrionidae
Exons: 6
Coding region: 1-5793 (1930 amino acids)
Source: RefSeq, a predicted model, not a curated record